Molecule: messenger RNA, 1970 nt
Organism: Drosophila biarmipes
Lineage: Eukaryota; Metazoa; Arthropoda; Insecta; Diptera; Drosophilidae
Product: mini-chromosome maintenance complex-binding protein
Exons: 3
Coding region: 74-1888 (604 amino acids)
Biological process (GO): DNA-templated DNA replication
Molecular function (GO): chromatin binding
Source: RefSeq, a predicted model, not a curated record
CAAAAGCAGCUGUUGUUUUUUUGCAUUGGCUUUGGCUCUCAGAAAUUUCGCAAUUUUACCAACCAAAUAAGUAAUGCCCUGUGCCAUGGACUUGCCCAGCACGCCCGAUGAACUGGCCGCCCAGCACGGGGACAGCGCUGCCCUUAAAGAGCUGCUCAAGGACCCCAGUCGCUGGCACUCGAUUCCCCUGCUAAACUACACGCCGCUGCACAAGCUGAAGGAUCAGACUCUGGUGCGGUUCCGCGGCAUGAUCCAGGACAUGAUGGACCCGGAGAUCUACCUGGAGCGCUACGAGCUAAAGUCCCCCGAUGGCAGCAAGCGCCUGCAGGACGGAAAGUACAGGGACUGCCUGAAACUGGCCACCGGCGAGGAGAUCGACUACCAUGCCGAGGGUAACGUGCACGGCGAGAGGCGAACCAUGUUUGUGAUCUCCGUGCCGGGCCUGAAUGACUGGAGCAAGGAUCACGAAAAGCAAUGCUGUCCACAGAUCGAGCUGGUCCCUCUGGUUCAAUCUCCCAGCUCGGCCAAGAAGCGCACUCUGGACGGAGGACAGGAUGCCAUGGAAGUGGAUGGAGCUGGCGAAACAACAGUCAAGCGGCCAUGUUUGAAAGAUAUGCAGACGGAUGAUGAGCCAGCGGCUGCCUCCAAUCCCUCUGUUCUGGGCUCCGAGUACCUGCUCAAUUCGCCACUGCCUGGUCGUCCCAGCAUGGCCUGCAUGGUAAAGGUUUAUGAGGAGUUCGACACCUACCAGCUUAACUCACUGGUCGACUUUGUGGGCUUUCUAUCUGUGGAUUCCUCGCUGGAUUUCGCUACGCUAGACGUAGGCGAUUGUGAAAACUUAAGUGAACUGCAGGCAGCUCAUCCAUCGCCGUUCCUCAUACCCCGCCUUCAUGCCUUUGGCGUCCAGAUGCUGCCGCAUGCGAAUCCGCUCAUGGACUUAAGCCUGCGCCAGCCAACUGAGCCAAGCGAAGAGGCGUAUCCAUCCCAGCUGGCUGUGCACAAGGAUCUGCGCAUGCUUCUUAAGCUCUGCCUGUUUGACGACGAUCUGGCUGCCGAAUAUUUGCUCUCGCACUUAAUUUCCUCAGUCUACAGCCGUUCGGAGAUGCAGAGCAUUGGCAAGUUUGCCCUAAACCUUUGUAAUAUGCCCAAGGAAUGCCAGGCGUACUCAACCUCUCUGUACGAUAUUCUGAAGCUGCUACUCCCGGCCAGCCAUUAUCUGCCCAUGACCCUGGAGACGUUGAACACGGUUUCCUUUGCCCCUAAGAAGGAUUACGAAACCAACAAGCUGGUUUCCGGCGUACUUCAGUUGGCCCCCCACACGCACCUUGUGCUCGACGAGACACGCUUGCAGCAGGGCAAGCUGGAGGCCAAUGGCGUUCAUGCCGUCCAGCAUUUGGCUCAUCUGAUCAACAACCAGGAACUUAAGUGCGAUUUCCAGUAUUACCAAAUAGACUACCAUGCAAACAUUCCGAUCCUCGUCCUCAGCGAAGGACGAAGUAUGCUGCCGAGUGAUUUCAUAAUGCCCAUCAAUGCCGAUGCGAAGGCAGUGGAACUUUUCGAAGAAUCUCUUAAGGCAGCCCACCACUACCUCCAACCGGCGCGCCUUCAUCAGUUCCGCAAGUAUUUAACCACAGCACGGAUUAGCAGCUUUAGCGUCAGCGAGGAGCACACUGAAAUGAUCCAACAGGACUUUGUGGAUAUGCGCAAGGCUAAUUCGAAAAGUAAUGCCGAUGAUCUGCAUGGGCUGCUGGUCCUUUCGCGGCUUCUGGGCAUUGCCCGGGGAAGAGACACAUUAGACAAAGAGACCUGGCAGCUGGCUACCGAGUUCGAGGCUAAGCGUCGCCAGCGCCUUCAAUCCCUACCGAAAGCUGCUCUAACGCGAAACUAAGUAGGUCCCUUUUAUUGAAAUUAGGUUUUUUAUUUGUAUUAUUUUAAGCUGUCAACAAAGAAAUAAAUCAUCAAAAACAUUA